Molecule: messenger RNA, 1182 nt
Organism: Neospora caninum
Lineage: Eukaryota; Apicomplexa; Conoidasida; Eucoccidiorida; Sarcocystidae
Exons: 3
Coding region: 1-1182 (393 amino acids)
Source: RefSeq, a predicted model, not a curated record
AUGUAUUCUCUCGGUGUCGAAGGUGAUGAGACCCUGUUGGCGCAAAACCAGCUGAGCAUGAGCAGCCGACAGGGCUCCGCUUACAUGAUGGGCCAUCCUUCGAUGACUAGCACGAUGGGAGCCCCGGCCAUGUUCGUUGACGAAGAUGCUGAACCCAGCCCCCGCGGCGAAGAACAUACGCCGAUCAUCCACUUCCUCACCACGAAGCUGCUCCGAUUUUCGCUGUCUCUCAAGUCCGUUUCGAUGGCUCUGAUGUGCAUCUUUUUCCUCGCAUUCGGUGGGCGGUGGGUUUUCACCUUCCACGCGUACCCGGACAUGUCCAACGGCUUCCACUUGUCCAUGGUUGUCCUCAUGACCAUCUACCUCGUCGGCACGCUCUUCCUUGCGCUCUUCCAGGCCUUCGUUGCCGAUGAUUCGAAGUGGACCAAAGGAUUCCGAACAGGCUCGAAAAUCCUCUCUGCGGCUGUAACUUUGGACGGUUUGGCGGCCAUGCUCCGACUCGUCCAGUACCUCUACCUGUACAACUACCUCUCCGUUGUCUGGUGGACAAAGUUCAACGUGUCCAAGUCAGAGUGGAUCCUCUUCACGGUCAGCAACGUGUUGGACGGCCUCUCCCUCCUCUCCUACGGCUGGGCUUUCUUCUACAUGGAGGUGUACCACGAUGAGGGGACCUACGAGGAACUUGCCUGGGGCAUGUUCGGCCUCUUCUCUCUCUCUGGAAUCCUCAUGAUCCUCAUGGUCUUUGCCGGCUUUGGAGCGGUCUUCAUGCUCCUGACCGUUGCUGGUGCCUACGCCACCGCCUGUUACUGGGCGUACCUCUUCGAGCCCCUCCUGGAGAAAUGGUCUCCUGAGCUCCACUGCCGUGACAUCAACACCGACAUCAUGCCCACUGAAGGUGCACAACAAACUGGCGCCGGCGCUUCGUCGACUGGAUACUACGGCACCAACCAGACUCUGGGUAGCUCACCGGGCCCCGUCUACCAGCCCCUGCAGGCCGGAGUGUCUUCUGACCAUGUCGGCCGCAUGGGAAGUGCCUCCCUCGGCAACGCCGUCAUGGGCAGCUACGUUCCCCAGGCGGAAGCCGCAGGCAUGGAAAUCCCGACUCAGUACGACUAUUCCCAGCUGCAACAGCAGGUUUCUCGUGAGGUCGAAAUGGGUGUUGUGAACCCAAACUACCAGUAA